This is a messenger RNA of Nicrophorus vespilloides, 2629 nucleotides long. It is a transcript of the gene LeuRS-m, whose product is annotated as probable leucine--tRNA ligase, mitochondrial. NCBI's taxonomy places the organism in Eukaryota, Metazoa, Arthropoda, Insecta, Coleoptera, Silphidae. Gene Ontology annotation, cellular component: mitochondrion. The transcript is spliced from 9 exons. Gene Ontology annotation, biological process: mitochondrial translation; leucyl-tRNA aminoacylation. The coding region runs from base 10 to 2595 and encodes 861 amino acids. The record is from RefSeq and is a predicted model, not a curated record. Gene Ontology annotation, molecular function: ATP binding; leucine-tRNA ligase activity.
CCUAGAAAAAUGUUUUAUUUAAAACCUCUACCCUUUAACUAUUUUAAACUUAAGAAAUCGUUGAUUUACAGGUCAAUAUCAGGUUUGAAUAUUUGGAAUGAAGAUUUAACACCUGAAAUUAAGCAUAAAAUAGAAAAUCAUUGGCGGAAUAAGUUGCCAGUGGAAAAGUACAAUGAAAAGAGCAAUAAGGAAAAGUAUUAUGUGCUGUCAAUGUUCCCGUACCCCUCUGGCCAUCUGCACAUGGGCCAUGUCAGGGUGUACACAAUCAGCGAUUCAGUUGCUCGAUUCCAGAAAAUGAAUGGUAAAAAUGUGAUACAUCCAAUUGGUUGGGAUGCAUUUGGAUUGCCGGCUGAGAAUGCAGCUGUUGAAAGAAAUGUUGCGGCAAGUGAUUGGACUUAUGAGAAUAUCAAAUAUAUGAAGGAACAGUUGAAGCAAUUGGGGACGAGUUUUGAGUGGGACAGAGAGUUGGCCACCUGUGAUCCAAAAUACUAUAAGUGGACUCAAGAGUUGUUUUUGAAACUGUAUGAUGCAGGAUUGGUCUAUCAGAAACAGGCAGAAGUGAAUUGGGAUCCAAUAGAUCAGACUGUACUGGCUGAUGAACAGGUGGAUGAGAAUGGAAAAUCUUGGAGGUCUGGUGCUAAGGUGGAGAAGAAAUCAUUGAGGCAGUGGUUCGUGAAAACGCGGAAGUUCGCUAAAAGCUUAUUGGAUGGAUUGGAUGAUCCCAGUUUGAAAGAUUGGAGGGAUAUCACUAAACUACAGAAGCACUGGAUUGGAGAGUGCAAUGGGAUUUCCCUUGAUUUCUCACUGGUGGGGAGGAAAGAUGAUUUUUUGAGCAUGUGGAGCGACAAGCCGGAAUACAUGGAACAUGCGGCUUUUAUAGCUGUGAGAAAGGCUUCGCAAUUUGGAGCGAGCGCAGGAAGCGAUUUGGACGCAAGCACGAGAUUGUUGGAUUUAAAAGCCGUUAAUCCGUUGAACGGGAAAGAGAUUCCAAUCUUGGCUACGGACUCUUUGGAGUAUCAAGAAUCUUGUGACACUUACUUAGGUAUUCCGAUGGUGAAUUCAGCAGAUAAACAGUUUGCGGAUAAUUUCAAUUUAAGCUACGAACGAAAUGGAGAACCAGACAUUGAUAAGGCUAAGAGUAAAGGUUUUGUUAGCAGCGCGAAGCUUCGCGAUUGGUUGAUAUCUCGUCAGAGGUAUUGGGGCACGCCCAUUCCCAUCAUCCAUUGCGAUAAGUGCGGACCUCAGCCAGUACCUAGAGAACAGUUACCAGUAAAGUUACCAGUAUCGACGAGUACGACUAAAACUGGAUCUUUGCUAGCCCAAAACGAAGAAUGGUUGAAGACGGAGUGUCCGAAAUGCGGAGGCGCAGCGAAACGCGAAAGUGAUACAAUGGAUACGUUCGUGGACAGCACAUGGUAUUUUCUGAGAUAUUUGAAUCCGAAUUACGAGAAGGAUAUGUUCGAUGUUGAAAGGGCUAAGACCAUGUUUCCUGUUGACUUGUAUAUCGGCGGCAAAGAACAUGCGGUUUUGCACUUGUAUUACGCUCGGUUUAUAAGUCAUUUUCUGCAUUCGUUGGGUUUACUGCCGGAGAGGGAACCAUUCAAGCGGUUAUUGGUCCAGGGCAUGGUGAUGGGACGGAGUUUCAGAGUUAAAGGAACCGGGCAAUAUUUGCACGAAUCCAUGGUUAAUAUUAUUAAUGUUAAGAAAAAUAAAGCAGAGAAAAAGGAAACGGGUGAACCUGUUACGAUGCAGUGGGAGAAGAUGAGUAAAAGCAAACAUAACGGAGUCGAUCCUUCGGAUAUGUUUAAGGAAUAUGGAGUGGAUACUACGAGGUUGCUUAUACUCGCAGAUGUUGCUCCAACGUCUCAUAGAAAUUGGAACAGUAACACAUUUCCGGGUAUUUUGGGCUGGCAACGGCGGUUAUGGUUGACGGUGGGAGAUUUCAUCAAGCACCGUACGGCAAUGCCCGAAAUCUCGUCCCAAGACGAAUUUCGAGCGCAGGAGGACUACAUGUUUGACUCCAGGAAUUACUAUGUAAAGGGAGCUACGUUCAAUUAUUGCGACUCGCAGCAGAUCAGUGUCGCCAUUUCCAAGAUGCAGGGACUAACCAAUAGCCUCAGGAGAGCGCCGCCUUCAGUAUUCGCCCGAGGACACCAGUUCGAAAGGGCGCUGGCCUGCCAAAUCAUAUUACUGGCACCGAUCGCUCCGCAUUUCGCUUCCGAACUUUGGUCGGGAUUCCUUUCUGCGCCCAACAGACUUAAUCAAUCCAACGAAAUCGAUUGGAACGCCAAUAUCCUUAAGCAAACCUGGCCCGACAUUGAUUACGAAUAUAAUUUGGAUCUAGUCUUUCAGGUGAACGGGUGUGAGAAUGCAGUGAUGAAGUUUCCACGAAAAGAGAUCGAGAUGUUGUGCAAGGACGAGGCCAUAGCUUUGGCCUUCGAACAAAAGGAAGUUCAGGAGACCCUGAAGAGAAGGACAGUAUUGGAUGUUCAGUAUGUGAUGCAUAAGGGAUACGAGAGUGUUGUGAACAUAAUAACGACAAAUCCGCCGCCAAAGAACGGUCAAAAGAAUGAAAUGGUCGGGGAGAUCAGUUGAUGAUUGAAAUUAAAGAAUCGUUUGCUCUGUUAAC